Molecule: messenger RNA, 1062 nt
Organism: Toxorhynchites rutilus septentrionalis
Lineage: Eukaryota; Metazoa; Arthropoda; Insecta; Diptera; Culicidae
Gene: l(3)73Ah
Product: polycomb group RING finger protein 3
Exons: 4
Coding region: 28-699 (223 amino acids)
Biological process (GO): regulation of transcription by RNA polymerase II
Cellular component (GO): PRC1 complex
Source: RefSeq, a predicted model, not a curated record
GUUUGUAGCCUUAAAGUGAUCGUAAUAAUGGAGAGACGAAUAAAGCUGAGAACGCUAAACAAGCAUAUCACAUGCGAAAUUUGUAGUGGGUACUUUAUUGAUGCAACAACUGUCACAGAGUGUCUUCAUACGUUUUGCAAAAGUUGCCUCGUCAAGCAUUUAGAAGAAAACAACACCUGUCCUACUUGUGAAAAUGUCAUACAUCAGUCGCAUCCCUUACAAUAUAUCAGUUUCGAUAGGACAAUGCAAGAUAUUGUCUAUAAAUUGGUACCCAAUUUGAUGGAAAAUGAGAUGCAACGAGAAAGAGAGUUUUAUAGAUCCCGUAAUCUUCCUUGCCCUAAAGACAUGCCUCAGCAACAACAAGACAGUGAUGAUAAAGCAAAUGAACUCGCUCAUCAGGAAGCUGAUUAUCAUCGUCAGGAUGAGCAAGUAAAUGUUGGACUGGAGUGUAUCAGUAAUAAUCUGCGGCACCUGAAGCGACGUUUUAUUCGCUGCAGUUCACAGGCUACUAUAACACACCUUAAAAAGUUUCUCGCCAAAAAAGUACUAAGUGGAAUAGAGCGAUAUAAAGACAUUGAUAUAUUGUGCAAUGAUGAACUCUUAGGCAAAGAUCACACGCUCAAAUUCGUAUACAUAACCAGAUGGCGUUUCAAGGAGCCUCCGCUUCGUUUGCAAUAUCGUCCGCGAGUUGAUCUCUGAAUAAUCGCUGUAGCAACUGUUUUGAAUUCACAUUUUUUUGUGAUUUGUGAAAUAUGAAUCAUGAAAAAAGAAAAUAUCAAACAAGUGGAGAUGUAUCAUUCCUUCCUGGUCUGAAAUGCAACAAAGCAUAGCUGGUGAUAUCCCUCAAGCUUCAGAAAGAAAUAUUUGAACUUGAAUGUAAAUUGGAGAGGUGGAAUCUAUUUUUACACAAUGACUACAUCAUUAUAGAAUAUUUGUAUUGUCAAACAAACAAUUUUCCGAUUGAAAUAUAAUAAGUGAAUAAGGUUGUAAAUAGCUAAAGAGCAAGAGUAGGAAAAUAUAUCGAUUAUAUAAUUAUAAAGCAUACAGUUUUGCGUUUUUGUU